CUCUUUUUCCAAAGCAAGGAUGACUCUAGUAAGGAUCCGGAGGAGCUUCCGGCAGGUAUCGCCUCAAGUGGUGCUCUUCUUGCUCUUUGCCUUCUGCCUGCUCAGUGUUUUUGUCUCCGCGUAUUAUUUAUAUGGGUGGAAGAGGGGACUGGAACCCUCUGGGGAUAUCCCGAGCCCAGACUGUGAUGAACCGAAGAUUGCUCCUUCACGCCUGCUACCAAUAAAACCCAUCAAAGUGGUAGAUUCUUCUCGGACUGACCCCUUGGUCCUUGUGUUCGUGGAAAGCCUUUACUCUCAACUGGGACAGGAGAUUGUGGCCAUCUUGGAAUCUAGUCGUUUCAAAUAUCUGACAGAGAUCGCUCCGGGGAAGGGAGACAUGCCUACGUUGACUGACAAGGACCGAGGGCGCUUUGCACUUAUCAUCUAUGAGAACAUCCUGAAGUAUGUGAACCUGGAUGCCUGGAAUCGUGAGCUCUUGGACAAGUACUGUGUAGAGUACGGUGUAGGCAUCAUUGGCUUUUUCAAGGCAAACGAGAACAGCUUACUGAGUGCUCAGCUGAAAGGUUUCCCCCUUUUUCUCCACUCCAACCUUGCACUGAAGGACUGCAGCAUCAAUCCCAAAUCACCACUGCUGUACAUCACGCGGCCCAGCGAGGUAGAGAAGGGACUUCUUCCAGGGGAGGACUGGACAGUCUUCCAGUCAAACCAUUCCACAUAUGAACCAGUCCUCCUCGCUAAAACCAAGUCAGCUGAAUCCAUCCCACACAUGAGUAUUGACGCUGCACUCCAUACCACCGUCGUACAAGACUUGGGACUCCAUGAUGGCAUCCAGAGAGUCCUUUUUGGCAACAAUCUCAACUUUUGGCUACACAAACUGGUCUUUGUGGACGCUGUUUCAUUCCUGACCAGCAAGAGGCUUUCACUUCCCCUUGACCGUUACAUCUUGGUAGACAUUGAUGAUAUCUUUGUUGGCAAGGAAGGCACACGAAUGAAGGUGGAUGAUGUGAAGGCUUUGUUUGACACUCAGAAUGAACUACGUACCCACAUCCCAAAUUUCACCUUCAAUCUGGGCUACUCAGGGAAAUUUUUCCACACAGGUACAGAUGCAGAGGACGAGGGAGAUGACCUUCUGCUUUCUUACGUGAAGGAGUUUUGGUGGUUCCCCCAUAUGUGGAGUCACAUGCAGCCUCACCUUUUUCACAAUCAAUCUGUGUUGGCAGACCAAAUGGCCAUGAACAAGAAAUUUGCCGUGGAACAUGGCAUCCCCACAGAUAUGGGAUACGCAGUGGCCCCCCAUCAUUCAGGGGUGUACCCAGUCCAUGUGCAACUCUAUGAGGCCUGGAAACAGGUGUGGGGGAUCAAAGUAACAAGCACCGAAGAAUAUCCUCAUCUCAAACCAGCCCGCUACCGAAGAGGAUUUAUUCACAGUGGAAUCAUGGUUCUCCCACGGCAAACUUGUGGAUUAUUUACACAUACCAUAUUCUAUAAUGAAUACCCAGGUGGCUCGAGUGAAUUGGAUAAAAUCAUCAAUGGAGGCGAGCUUUUUCUGACUGUUCUCCUUAAUCCCAUCAGUAUCUUUAUGACCCACCUCUCCAAUUAUGGAAAUGACCGCCUGGGUUUGUAUACCUUUAGGCAUUUGGUCCGAUUUCUGAACUCCUGGACUAACUUGAAGUUACAGACGUUGCCACCUGUGCAGCUGGCACAGAAGUAUUUCCAGAUAUUCUCUGAAGAAAAAGACCCCCUUUGGCAGGAUCCUUGUGAGGACAAGCGCCACAAGGAUAUUUGGUCCAAAGAGAAGACCUGCGACCGGUUCCCCAAGCUGCUAAUUAUUGGUCCUCAGAAGACAGGUACCACUGCCCUCUAUCUCUUCCUGGGGAUGCACGCUGACUUGAGCAGUAACUAUCCCAGCUCGGAGACCUUUGAAGAGAUCCAGUUCUUCAAUGGACAUAAUUAUCACAAGGGCAUUGACUGGUAUAUGGAGUUUUUCCCCAUUCCUUCCAACACUACAUCUGAUUUCUAUUUUGAGAAGAGUGCCAAUUACUUUGAUUCAGAAGUCACACCAAGGCGGGCUGCUGCACUGCUUUCCAAGGCAAAAAUAAUCACCAUCCUCAUCAAUCCUGCAGAUCGGGCCUACUCUUGGUAUCAGCAUCAACGGGCACAUGAUGAUACAGUUGCUCUGAAGUACACCUUUCAUGAGGUAAUUACAGCUGGACCUGAGGCCUCUCAGAAGCUUCGGACCUUACAGAACCGUUGCCUAGUACCAGGCUGGUAUGCUACCCAUAUUGAACGCUGGUUGAAUAAUUUCCAUGCCAAUCAGAUUCUUGUUCUGGAUGGCAAGCGACUACGCACAGAACCAGCCAAAGUAAUGGAAACAGUUCAGAAAUUUCUUGGAGUGACAAACACCAUAGAUUAUCAUAAAACUUUAGCGUUUGAUCUCAAAAAAGGAUUUUGGUGCCAACUAUUAGAGGGAGGGAAGACCAAGUGCUUGGGUAAAAGCAAAGGAAGAAAAUACCCAGAGAUGGAUUUAGAUUCCAGAGCAUUCUUGAGAGAUUAUUAUAGGGACCACAACAUAGAGUUAUCCAAGCUACUGUAUAAAAUUGGCCAGACACUGCCAACUUGGCUGCGGGAAGAACUCCAGAACACUAGAUAGCCACUUCUUAUCUCUUGUAUUAAGCAAUAGUAGAAUGGAUCCAUGGGGAGGAUCUCAAACCUCUACUCCAAGCCAACAGGACGUGAUAAGAUGUGAGAUAUUCUACAGAGAAGAAGCAUUUUGAGCAAUAUCCGUUCAAGAUGUUUGAGGAAAAGUGGGAAACUGUCCAUAUGAUCGAACCUGGAAGCUUGGAAGAAAGCAGCCAUCUGAAGAACUACUGGAAUUGAUGUACAAGCAGUGGCUCAGGGCCAAGCCAGGACUAUUACAUCUGUUUCUGCCAGAUUGCUCGAGACCCCAGCUUUACUGAAAGUAUUGAGGUGUGCCUCCUUGGCUAUAAUGCCAGUUUUUGGUGAAGAAGAUUAAUAAAGAUCUGAGUUUUCCUCACACGUUAUUUCCAAUAUCUGGAAUAGUAUUAAAACAAAAUGACUCCUUCUCUUUGGAUAGAUGAAACACGUGUGGAUCAAGAAUUCACCAGGGAUCAAGAAUAGUCCUGCACGUGUAUGGGUUUGCAAAAGAACUUGAUUGAUAAUAUGACCAUGGAGCCAGAGGGAGGCCAUGCUCCAAGCAUGGACCUAAUUAUGCAAUUUGGGCUCAGACUGAGAUAGGACUGAGAUAGUGUUCUGGAACAGAGAUCUUGGUUAAAGCAGAUGCUCGGUUUUUAUAUGGAAGACUUUGGAGGACUUUGGUAUUGGCAAUAUUUAGAUUAUCCCAGAUCGAUUUUUUUCUGUCUUCUUAUUUACAAAUAUAUUGGGAAAGGGGUGGAAUGAUCAAGAGUGAGCAACAUAGUCAUCUGACAAUGUUGGCAAGAUAAUUUGCUCCAAAGAGAUAUUUUAAUUUGUGUCCUUCUUAUAGCCCUGUCUCUGGUUUCAACCUACAAUUAUGUGAGAUGUGAUUUAAGAUUCAGUAAUUGAAUCCAAUAUUUUUUUUUAUUUCUGGUGCACAUGUCCUGCCUGUUUGAAAAAGGAUGACAUUCUAGCAUUAUGUGUAAACUUUGCUCUAAUGGUCAUCCUAAAUAUGACUUAAGAGAAUUGAUCUUCAUGAGUAUUGAAUGAGCAGUAUUUUAGUAGUUUUCUUUUUGAACAUUUUGGAGUGGGAUAGGGGAUACAUAUUAGAGUUGGUAUUCCCAAGUAUUAGGUUCUUAUUUUCCCACCCUUUUGCUAUUAUAGAGGAUAGAGAAAAAUGCCCCAUGGGUUUGGUUGAUUUGUCAUCACAAUGUCUGUUUCUGUUAGAAUCAUUUUAGGAUAAUCCUGUGGCUGUCCAUUUUUUCAAUUAUUUCCUCCUGUCCAAUGUGUCUUAUUGAGCUGUGACUGAGACUUUCCAAUAACCCAUUUAUUCUAGUUUACUAAAUUCCUUUGUGUGUAUAUGUGUAUGUAUGGAAUUUAUAAAUAUGCUGCUAAUAGUAUUGUGUAUUCAUGCAUGCACACACACAUAUACACACUUGGCCAUUGCUGUCUGUGUUUCGAGCUACAUUAACAAGGUAAAUAGAACCCAUUCCCCCCCAUUUGGCUUAUUCUGUCCUGUCCUGCUACAUAUUGGAUGUGUCAUAGGAAAGACAUGUUAAACUUGCAGUCCAGAGGGGGCUGGGAAAACAAAGGUCAUGACAAGAGUCAAAGACUUUUGAAAAGCCGUUUUAAUUCCUCAGUGGAGGAAUUAAAGGCACUGGAGUAUCGACUGGUCUGACUACUGCUCGAUUCAAAGUUGGAGAGUUGUUAUGAUAUUUUAAAAAAUUGUUAGUAUUGCUAAUGGAAACAUUUACUAUAAAUUCAACAGUAGGUUAUCAAAAAGAUUUUCAAGCUUUUUCCAUCUGGAGGUAGGUUUCUGCCCCCUUCUCCCAAAUACCUUCCUGUUUUGCUUAAAUGUUUCUAAUUAUUGGAGGUGAUUUGCUCGACCAGUCAUCUUGUUUUGGUUUUCAUUAAAGCUGUAAUCAUACUAGCACCAGUUCCAUGAAUGAACAUUUGGACAAAAGGCAAGAAGCAAAAAAAGGUUUCUUCUUAACUUAGAUCUUAGACUGCCUAUAAUUGCUGGCAAAACAGUCUAGCUAUAGCUUCAACACAUUUGUUUCCAUUGAUCCUGUGUGUGAGCACCAUCUAGUGGAUCAUCAAAUCAUCAUAGACUCUAGAGUAAAAUUUGAGUAAAAUGGAGUAAAAGCUGCAGAGAGCUUUAGGCCAUUGAGUGUAUAACUAUUUAGUGCAGCAAUCUAAACUGAAACCUGUCCAGUAGCUGACUGCCUUGCCUCACCUCUACUUGAAGAUAACCAGUAAAAUAAUUUUUUCCACUGAAAUUCAAAUUCCUCUGAAUAUUAGGAGGAAGUUGUUUUCCCCUCUAAUAAUCAGACCUUGCCUUUCGGUACCUUAAUCCAUUCUUUUGCAUCCUGCAGUCUUGCAUUGGAGAUAACACGUCUCUGCGUGACAUGUUUUCAGAUUUAAAGACUAAAUCUUAAAAUCUUAAUCUAAAUCCCCCUAGAUCUUAAUACUAUGAAUUCUUUCAAUCCCUCUUUAUAGUUCUUACCAUUGUUCUUCUCUGAGUUGAUUACUCCUUUUCAUCUUCAUUAUGUUUGUUGUCCCCGUUUGUUUAGGCAGCUAUGCCAGUAAUGAAUGUACGUUCGAGACAGAAGCCUGCGUAAGACCAAAUGUGGGAAGAUGACAUUAUCUUGUGAACGCUCUUAAUGCAGUAUUUUACGUGCAGCCUUCUGUAUGAAAAGAUUUGCUGUACUUAAAAGCAAAGAGUGCUGAAAAGUUAAAAGAGUCCCAAGCUUCCCAGUACCCCUAAUUAGAUGGACAUUUAUCGUUUAAGGUAGAAUAAAUAUGGCUGGGGGUGGGCAGGAGGCAGAGUUGCAUCUAUUGGCAAAUCUAGCUUGCCCUCCUGCUGCAAAUCAUCCAGCGGUCUUGGCUGGCUGGGGGAAUUCUGGGAGUUGGAAGUCCACGCAUUUUAAACACCGCCACGUUUGAAAAACACGGAUGUCAAAGGAGGCUAUUGGCAGAAAAGAUGCAGUAACAAGACUUGGAAUGACAAGACUUUGGCAUCUGAUAUCUGCAGCCUUAUGAAAUAAGACACAGUGUCCUUUCCAAACCAUUGUAAAACAGGCGCAACA
Notechis scutatus (mainland tiger snake) is the source of this 5741-nucleotide messenger RNA. It is a transcript of the gene NDST1, whose product is annotated as N-deacetylase and N-sulfotransferase 1. The record is from RefSeq and is a predicted model, not a curated record. Lineage: Eukaryota; Metazoa; Chordata; Lepidosauria; Squamata; Elapidae. Gene Ontology annotation, cellular component: Golgi apparatus. Gene Ontology annotation, molecular function: hydrolase activity; deacetylase activity; heparan sulfate N-sulfotransferase activity.